AUGGGCGGCUUCGUUACUCCACACACACAGGGCUUUAACGGGCUGUUCCGGCAGCAGUGGCAGGACUUCCACGUGACGGAGAUGGUGGUGGUAGACGGCGGCUCAUCCGUGAGGACGCGUGGAGAGGCGGCGCUGGCGGUCGCGGAGAAGGACGGUGCCAGGCAGGCAGUGAAAGAUCUGGAGAGCUGUGGCGGCCGCCCCCUAUCUCGCGACUUUAAGUUUAGCAUACCACCGCUGCCGUCAUCGCUUAUGGAGCAGGUGGAGGAGGGGGGUGGAAGCGAAGGUCGAGGGGCCGUGGGCUAUCGUUGCGAGGAGACGCCCGAAGCAGCCGCGAAAGGUGCGCCAGCCGAUCCCACAGAGGCGUCAUUUUUUCAGGUCGACGUGCGGACGCGGAUCCAGCAGCUGCAGAAAGAGACUGUGCCGGCGAAGGAUCGGCAGGCGGCUGUCGAGGCGCUUCGACGGGACGAGCAGCGUCAUGGGCCACGGAUGCCGUCUGCGGUUGCGCCAGGCUCCGCUGCCGUUGAAGGUGAUGCAGACGUCAUGUCAAGCCGUGGCGGGACGCAGGGCUCGUCAUUGUGUGGACGCACGGGUGCACUGUGCGAUGAUGGCGCCAGCACCGGUGCGGCACUGCCCGAGUACGAGACAACACUGCUGCGAUGCGCCUCCGGCGAGUGUGCAGAAAGCGACGAUGAUGCCUCCCACCGCAGUGCUGACGGUGAGCGGCAUCAUUACCUCCAAUGCACCCUUCACAAGCAGCACAUGGCUCACGGGAACGCACUGGCUCACAUCGCACAAACUCUGCGCAUUCACCCGCGCAGCAUCAGCGUCGCCGGCAUCAAGGACUACAUUGGAGACACGGUGCAGCGGGUGCGACUCGAAAGCGUCUCACCUGCGGCCGCCCUUGAGGCAAACCGGCGGUUUCGACGCAAGGGCCUGCCAAUAAAACUGUCUGACUUCUCCUACGAGUCGCGGCCGCUGAUGCCAGGCGACCUGUUCGGCAACCACUUCCACGUUGUGCUACGCGACGUGUCGGUGCCACGAGCUGCACUAGCGGAUGCCAUCGCGGCCUUUGGCGAGAACGGCUUCCCCAACUACUACGGUUGCCAGCGGUUUUCAUGGUUUGGUGGCAAGCAGGACGCGGCGUUCGCGCUGCUGCGGCACAACUGGCUGGCCUUUGCUUUCCUGUUUCUGAACUACACGGACAAGGACCGCUCGCUGCGGGAGCUGCUGCAGCGGCCAAAGAAGUACCCGCACCCGUCCCAGGACGAGUACCGCCGCCGCGUCGUGCGCCGCCUGCGCCAGAUCGCGGUCGAGCCCACUGACCUCGACGUCGGCCCGUUCCUGUCUUGCCCCCCUUUGAGCGCUGUCCUCACGCACGCCGACGGUCAGCCUUUCAGCAAGCUCGAGGAGCUGAUCUGCGCGCAGUUGCGCGACGCCUACUUUGACUUGCAUUCACAGAGUCGCAGGCUGACGGCGCAGCGGCUGUCGAGCUUUCUCUGGAACCAAGUGCUGACCCUCCGCCUGCACCACCUGGGUGGUGCGCGAGUACUGGACGGCGACAUGGUGGCCCCUGCCGCAACUCGGCAGCUAUCCACCAGUGUCGAGGAUCGACGAGACUGGUUUCACACCUUUGGUGACCGCGCCACGGCAGAGAAUCGGCAUCGCUACACUAUUCAGGAUGUUGUGCACCCGGGUUUCUCCUUCGACGGCAUUGCGCUGCCGCAGAACAUCAUAGGCGCCUACUACCUGCAGAUAUGCGACAAGUACAGACUUGACUGGAUGGCGCAGCACUCCAGGAGUGGCCUGAAAGACUUCCGCGAGCCGCCACGACCGAUCAUUCGCAAGCCGCUGGACCUUUCGUACGAGUACGAUGAAGCCGCGUGCGUGCUAACGUUGCGGUUUGCGCUGGAGCGAGGCUGUUAUGCGAACGUCGCGCUAUCGGAGCUGAUGAAGGCGGCGCGGUGUCUCGGCUCAGAGGCGGUGACAGUGCUGCCACUGCCAGAGUCUCUGUGGAGCGGCCUGGGCGAGGGGGACCAUGGGUAUGUUACGACGCUCCAGGACAUCUACGAGGGCUAUGAGGACGGUGUCGGCUUUGUGAACGACGAGGCGCACGUCGAGGUAGCCAGCGGGUCCGAAACGAAGGUAUGGGACCACCAGGGGCCCCUGUUCCUCCCAGAGGCGCAGGACCCCUUCCGCAAGGCGCACCGCUGGGGUAGUCAGCACCUCCUGCGCAACUCCGAGCGCCGCGAGCGGGAGGCGGAGGACAUGAAGCGGCUCUUGUUCGACAGUCCACUUGCCAAGCAGCUGAAGGAGGGCGAGGUGGACACUUACGCAGGUCACAUUGUACCACUGCCUCCCAACGCAUCCGCGAAGCAGGUCUACGCGAAAGUGAUGCAACGCAAGCAUCGCUACGCUGGAUCGCCGCGGAUGGUGCCGCGCAUGCGACGGUUGACAGCGCGUACGUCGCACCGCACCGGCAGUUCAGGCUCGACGAAGUCGCUACCGUCUUUCCAGUCACUCAGCAAGAACUCGUGGAACUUCACCUGGUAG
Messenger RNA from Leishmania braziliensis MHOM/BR/75/M2904, 2550 nucleotides. RefSeq lists its product as hypothetical. Gene Ontology annotation, biological process: pseudouridine synthesis. Gene Ontology annotation, cellular component: nucleus. The transcript has a single exon. The record is from RefSeq and is a predicted model, not a curated record. Bases 1 to 2550 code for a protein of 849 amino acids. Gene Ontology annotation, molecular function: RNA binding; pseudouridine synthase activity. Lineage: Eukaryota; Euglenozoa; Kinetoplastea; Trypanosomatida; Trypanosomatidae.